This is a messenger RNA of Ordospora pajunii, 384 nucleotides long. RefSeq lists its product as uncharacterized. NCBI's taxonomy places the organism in Eukaryota, Fungi, Microsporidia, Ordosporidae. The record is from RefSeq and is a predicted model, not a curated record. The transcript has a single exon. Bases 1 to 384 code for a protein of 127 amino acids.
AUGUACAUAUUGCACCUGAUUGUUCUUGCAGCAAGUGCCUUCAUGCUGGAGGAAACAAGCAGUAACAUGUUUUACAGCGAUAUGGUCAAGAACAACAAAUGCGUUAUGUUCGUCAGAAAAAACUGCUGGUUCAGUAAGAGUGCACGGGACAUGGCACUCGAGAACAAUAUCCUAUGCAAGAUAAUUAUUGCUGAUGACAACAAAAACGCAGAAGAAUUCUCAAAGCAAUACAAAAGCACAUUCCCCAACAUAUUCUUAGAUGGCAGCUCAAUCGGUGGCUUCAACGAGUUCAAUAAUAGAAACAUCAUGCAGGUAUAUCCAUUCAAUCACAAGCCAUUCGAUCCUAACCCCAGGCAUAUAAGCAUCAUCGAUAAGAUAAUCUAA